AUGGCCCCAAGCGCAGUCAAAGACGACCAGGCUCAGGAGUAUCUUCACUCCCUGGAUGCUACGUUGGUUGACCAUGACCUUAUAGAACCAAUUGCUGUUAUUGGAUUCUCUUUGAAAUUCCCCCAAGAUGCAACCUCGGCCGAAUCAUUUUGGAAGAUGCUCAUGGAAGGGCGUUCUGCCAUGACAAAAGUACCAGAGAAUCGGUUUAAUGUUGACUCAUUCUAUGUACCAGGAACGCAAAGGCGGGACGAGCUACCAGUAGAAGGUGGUCACUUUAUCGAAGAAGAUAUUGGAUUAUUUGACGCUGGAUUCUUUAAUAUUAGUCCAGUAGAGGCUUCUGCAAUGGACCCGAUGCAACGAAUGAUGUUGGAAACUGCGUAUAGAGCCUUUGAGAAUGCCGGCCUUCCCCUUGAAAAGGUCACUGGUACCGAUACCUCAGUCUUCACAGGCUGCUUUACCACCGACUAUCUGUUACAACUGAUGAGGGAUCCUCAAUAUUUGCCAACCUAUGCGGCUACAGGUGUGGCAGGAUCUUUACUGGCUAAUCGACUUAGUUGGUUUUUCGAUCUUAAAGGAGCGAGCGUCAAUCUUGAUUCAGCAUGUUCUAGCAGUGGCAUGGCGCUCGACUGGGCCUGUUCCCAGUUGCGUGACGGAUCAUGUAGAAUGAGCGUAGUUGGAGGAUGCAAUCUAACGUUUGCUCCAGAGUACUUCGAGUUACUCACAAACAUGAACAUGCUAUCUCACUCAAGUCGUUCUUUCUCGUUUGACUCCAGAGCCAAUGGCUAUGCUCGAGGUGAAGGGUUUGGCGUGGUAAUUCUGAAACGGCUGGAAGACGCCAUCAUGGAUGGAGACACCAUCCGUGCCGUUAUUCGCUCUACAGGCUGCAAUCAAGAUGGUCGAACUCCUGGAAUUACUCAACCAAGCAGUGUUUCUCAAGAACAUUUGAUUCGUGAAACAUAUCGAAAAGCAGGUUUGAAUAUGGCAUUGACUAGGUUUUGCGAGGCUCACGGCACAGGAACAGCUGUGGGGGAUCCGAUUGAAUCGAUGGCAAUUGGAAGUGCUUUCAGAGAAUUUCGUACACCUUCAAAUCCACUUAUUGUUGGUGCCUUGAAGAGUAAUAUCGGCCAUCUUGAGGGAGCGGCCGGCAUCGCAGGACUUAUAAAAGUUGUCUUGUGCCUUGAAAAAGGCGUUAUUCCACCCAACGUCGAUUUCAGAAAUGUGAAUCCUAAGAUAGACCCGGAAUAUCUUUCCUUAUUGUUCCCCACUACUCCCAUGCCAUGGCCUACAAGUGGUCUACGAAGAGCCUCUAUCAACUCCUUUGGAUUUGGCGGUUCCAACAGUCACUUAGUAGUUGACGAUGCUUACAACUUCUUGAAAAUUCACCAAUUAAGUGGAAAUCACUGCACUGUUUCAGUACCGCCGGUACCCGAAGCAUUGGUACCGACCAUCUUUUCUAGGGCAGAAAUAUCACAUGACCAUUCAAAAUCAAUUCACGCAUCCUCCCCAUCCGCUAUACAACCCAGGCCACCGAAGCUCUACGUUCUCUCGGCAGGUAGCGAAAGCAGUCUAGUUAAAUUGAUCGAUUGCUAUGCCGAUUACUUUAAAGAGGGCAUUGCGAAAGGGAAAUACUCUCAGGCUUUCCUAGAUGAUCUAGCAUACACAUUAGGGUCACGGCGAACACAUCUUUCAUGGCGAUCUUUCUUCAUAACGUCAUCUAGCACAGAUCUCCAAGCAGUUGAACAAAAUGCGUCUACUCCUAGAGAGAAGAAUGAGACAUUACCACGUCUGGGUUUCGUAUUUACGGGGCAAGGAGCACAGUGGUACGGAAUGGGACAGGAGCUCAUGGCAUACCCUGCUUUCCACGAAAGUGUUCACGAGUCAGACAUAUAUCUUAGAAGCUUAGGGUGUGAAUGGUCCGUCUGUGAUUACUUUACCCAGAACGCUAUCAAGCUCGAAAUUGACGCCCCAGUGCUAAGUCAAACUUUAUGCACGGUACUACAAAUAGCUUUAGUAAACCUCUUGGAGUAUUUUGGCAUCACACCAUCUGUAGUUUGUGGACAUUCGUCUGGUGAAAUCGCUGCUGCUUAUACUGUCGGCGCUCUGUCCAAAGAGUCGGCAUUAAAGGUUGCCUAUUAUCGCGGUCUUUUAGCCACCUCUCUGCCCGAAACGUGCCCAUACACAGGUGCAAUGUUGGCAGUGGCACUUUCUGCCGAACAAAUUGGUCCUUACUUUGCUAAAGUUCGCAAAGAAGGGCAAUGGGGGCCAGUUGUAGCGUGUUAUAACAGCCCAGAAAGCAUUACUGUAUCUGGCUUCGAAGAUCAAAUUGAUGAAUUGAUACUACUUCUCACUGAGGCUAAUGUCUUUAAUAGAAAACUCCGAGUGAAUGUGGCAUACCAUUCACCUCAGAUGACAGAAGUUGCGCUUGAGUACUUGGAGCGGUUGACACCGUUAAAGCAGGGACACCGGCAUACCCAUCCUGUGGGUAUGGUAUCCUCAGUUACCGGUGACGACUAUAUUGCCAGUGAAAUCUCCAACGCAAGCUACUGGGUUGAGAACAUGGUCUCGCCUGUGCAAUUUUCGCAGGCCGUCGAAAAUAUGUGCAAAAAGUCACCAAAGUCGGUGACAAAGAAGGUAAACCGGAGCCAUCGAUCUGCGGUAGCUGUUGACUACCUCUUGGAAAUAGGACCCCAUGGAGCUUUGAGAGGCCCAGUACGCGAAAUACUCAAGUUUCAUCGCCGCGGAACCGAUAUAAAAUAUGACUCGCUACUUAGCCGCAACGUUUCAGCGCUGGACACAUUGCUACAAGCUGUUGGUCGAUUACACUGCUCAGGCUAUAUGGUCAAUUUAUCAGCAAUUAAUGGGCUUAGCUCGAAGCCAUCCAAAACUGCUUGGAUGGCCCUGCCUAGUUUACCCGAAUAUCAAUUCAAUCACUCCCAGAGACACUGGCACGAAAGUCGGAUUACCAGUGACCUGAAACAUAAAAAUCACAGAUACAUGGAAUUGUUAGGCAAGCAGUCAUUGGAUUGGAAUCCUUUGACUCCUUGUUGGCGAAAUUUCUUGAGAAUCAAGGAUAUGCCGUGGAUAGAAGACCACAAAAUUAAUGGCGUUGUCCUAUAUCCCGGCGCUGGGAUGUUAGUCAUGGCUAUUGAAGCAGCACGAAAGAUCAAUGCUCAUCAAGAAGUCCUUGGGUACCAACUCACUAACAUCACUUUCUCCGCUGCACUGGACGUUUCGGCGGGAGAGCUCGAAACACAGCUGGCACUCCAACCGCAAAAACAAGCUCCCGGGUCAAAAGACCGCAGCUUCGAGUUUGUGAUAUCUUCUUACUCCGCUGGUCAAUGGUCUGAGAAUUGUAGAGGUAUGAUUUAUGUCCAAGCCAAAGACAAUUCUAGCCUUGAGGAGAGCGAAGUAUCCACGGAGGGUUUACGGCUGGGCGGUAUUGCAAGGACCAUUCUCUCAAAGCCAUACUAUGACUUCCUGCAUGAUUGUGGCUAUGGCUAUGGACCAUCCUUCCAAAGGAUAGAGAAUAUUCAAUACAGCAACAGUGGUGAAGCUCUCGCCCAGAUAUCCUUGUAUCAGGGCAGUGUCCAGUCUUAUGUUGUACAUCCAACAACGUUGGACGCUGUCAUGCAUCUACAGUUUGCUGCUACCAGCAAUGGCUGCAAGAAAAGUCUAGGGACUCUGAUUCCGACGAAAAUCGAUUCCCUAUGGGUUGCAGCUGCGGGGUUAGGCCAUCUUGCAAAAGAUCCUGUGAACGUCCUGACAAAGGUGACCUCUGAAUCACACCGGUUCUGUAAAGUGUCAAUACUUGGAGAGAAUAGUAGUAACCAACAGGAGAUCCUCAGAGUCGUUGGUCUGGAGACGACUGCUGUUGCGACUGCGACAAAUUCGGCACCAAUCCGAAGCCCCGAAGAGCAAGUCCUUACUUACAUAGAUACCAAAAUCGAUAUUGAUACGGCCAGCAGCCAGCAAAUACUGGAUUAUUUAGCGAAGGAAUAUCCUGCACCACCUGAACCAGCAGCCCACCACUUACAGCUGCAAACCGAUAUCUUCCAAUGUCUCCGCGAGGUCAAGGAACAUCUUCAAAACUCGAGUCCUCAAAACAUUCCUCAGCAUAUAAAAUCUUACAUGGCAUGGAUGGAUUUCCAACUCGAGGAGAGCUCUAAAUAUGACAACAAGUACAUAGGCGAGAGCGGCGGGGAGCGACCAGCUGAAAAGCGCUUGUACAUGGAAGUUUGCCAAGAGCUCUCCAGCGUCCUUACUCAAAAGACCAUCCCAACACAGCUUUUGUUCGAAACUGGACUUCUGGAUAACUAUUACGUCGAGAAAGCUCAGACCGAAGUUUACAUCACCAGACUGUUGAAGUAUAUAGAUCUUCUGUCGCAUAAAAACCCAGCGAUGAAGAUUAUUGAGGUUGGUGGUGGGACAGGUACUUUCACUGAACAUAUUCUAGACACUCUACAUCGCCACUCGGAUGGAGAGGCCGGAAUCGUUCGGUGCAAGAGCUACGACUUCACGGAUAUUGGUCCGUUAUUUCUCGAGCGGGCGAAGGAGAAAUUUGGGCAGUAUUCAGACAAGAUGGAUUACGGUAUUCUGAACAUUGAAAAGGAUCCUUCAGAGCAAGGAUACGAAGCUGGGUCAUACGAUCUCGUUAUUGCAAUAUCUGUCAUACACGCCACUCGCACGCUUGAGCAAUCUUUGAGCAAUGUGAGAAAACUACUGAAACCUGGUGGCGUUUUUCUGCUCCAAGAGCCAACAACUCCAGCCAAUCCGACGACGGGAUUUGUAUUUGGUAUCCUCCCAGGGUGGUGGCUAGGCACUGAAGAAAACCGCAAACUUUCACCGCUGGUGGACGAGGAGACAUGGAACACCCUAUUGAUCAAGACCGGGUUUACCGGUACUGAAUUGGUUCUUCGCGAUUAUGAGAGCGAGCUCUGUCAUGAAAUGAGCUUCCUCAUCUCAAAAGCAGUCGACGAACAGACUAGUUCAGUUGAAUCAUCAUCAAAUCUGAGGUAUAAACUCAUUGUGGAAAAAGACUCCAUACUGCAACAGAAUUUGGCCGAACAGCUUCAAAACCAUGGAAAUCUACAAAACUGCGCAUGUGAUAUUUUAACCAUUGAAGAAGCAGCAGCAAUACCGGACCUUAGAGAAUAUGUAUCCAUAUUCCUUCCAGAACUCGAACACCCGUUGCUUACAUCUAUGGGCGAGAAGACUUACAAUACGCUGAAAACUUUCUUGUUGGCUUCGAGUCAUAUUCUCUGGCUUACUAAAGGAGGAGGAGAAUCCCUCAAGGACCCUGCCUAUGUAGUCAUUGAUGGCUUCGCAAGGUCCUUUCGGCUUGAGGCGAACAAUCUGAAACUUGUUUCGCUUGCGCUCCAAGACGAGGGAGGUUUGACUUUUGGACAACUUGAAACCAUCUUCCAGGUCAUGAGAAAAACUCUCCAAAGUCCAAUAGAGGAAUAUGAGAGAGAGUACAUUGAGAAGAAUGGAAUGCUUCAUACCAAUCGAAUUGUCGAGGCCAAUAGCCUGAAGGCAGACUUUUUGGAUCGCUUGGCACAACACAAAACAGACGAAGUAGUUGCAGAAGUGACGCCAGUCUUGUUGGAUAUCGAAUCUCCAGGCCAACUUGACACACUCUAUUUCGCAAAGGACGCCGACGCAAAGUAUGCACCAAGUGCCAACGAAGUAGAAAUCGAAGUCAAAGCCAUUGAGCUAGGGUUUGUUGACUACUCCGUGGUCACUGGCCGCUCUAAAGAGUCUAAGCUUGGCUCUGGAUGUUGUGGAAUAGUCUUGAAGGAUACUCCAGAGUCUGGGUUUCAGGCAGGAGACAGGGUUUGGAUGCACGGUAGUGGGAUGUGCAAGACCGUCGCUCGCUCAUCUGCCGCACUGGUUACAAAGUUACCCAUAGAAAUCUCCUUUGAGCAAGUAUGCGCAUUGCCACCUGGCUCACUUGCGGUUGCCUAUGCAAUGCAUCAGGCUGUAAAUAUUCGGAAAGGCGAUUCGAUGCUACUCCGCUGCUCAAAGCUGCAUUUGGAAGCCGCUCUACAGAUGGCUAUAGCAGCAGAAGUCAAUCUCUACAUCGUUGCUGAAGACGAAACGGCAAAAGAAAUCUUGUCACGCACAAACCGAAUACCCGAUGACCACAUAAUUUCCGGCCCGCGAUUCAGCAGGACAUUGAAGAGACUUACGGGUGGACGAGGUGUCGAUGUGAUCCUAAACUCGGUAGACGAGGACAUUAGUCAAUGCUUCGAGUCCCUGUCACCCUUUGGUACCUUUGUAGACAUUGUUGAUCAUAGGGAGUCCACCGUCAGUCUUCGAAACCAGCAGGCUAACUUGAAUGUUACAACCAUCACGGUCAACAGCGCACUUAUGGCUCAAGAGCGGCCACAGAUGUUAAGCCCGGCCAUGGAGAAGGUAAUUACUUUGGCAGCAGCGGGGGCCCUCAAACCUUCCACAGACGUGAAAACGUAUCCAUUAUCCCAAGCAAAGACAGCGUUCGAGGAGCUAGGAGCAAAUAAAGAAGGCGCCAAGGUAGUAUUGAGUGUUGAGAUGCAAGAUAAAAUCACGUGUAUUCAAUCACGCAAACAAACAUAUCAGUUUCCCGGAGAUGCAACCUAUGUUAUAUCUGGUCUAGGAGGCCUCGGCAGAAGCGUUGCUCGCUGGAUGGGCCAUAAAGGAGCUAAGCAUCUUCUCUUGCUUUCCCGAUCUGGUGGAAAAUCAAAAGAAGCCAUGGAAUGUAUCUCAUUUUUGCAAAAGAUGGGAGUUACCAUUGAAGCUCCCGUCUGCGAUGUCUCCAAUCGAGAAGAUGUGAAGAAGACGAUUUCUAAAUAUCAGACGACAUUGCCGCCAAUUAAAGGGUGCAUCCAUCUCUCCAAAUCAGGAAAUGAUGCGCUUUUUGAAAACAUGCCCUUCUCGAUGUGGCGGGAGAACAUGGGCGCGAAAGCAGACGGAGCAUGGAAUCUUCACGAAUUCCUCCCUAAAGGUCUUGACUUUUUUGUUAUGUUCGCAUCGAUUGGUGGUGUCAUCGGCUCGGUUACUCUCGUUGCCUACGGAUCAUCAAACCAUUAUCUAGACGGCCUCGCACAAUACCGAAUUUCACAGGGUGAGAAAGCAAUGGCACUAGACUACGGAGUUGCCGAAGAAGAUGGCAGGCUUGCUGAAGACCAAGCUCUGUUCCAUAGGUUCAUGUUGGAAGGCAAGUAUAUCCCAAUGCCUGAAUAUGAAUUCUUGGCCCUGUUGGACUACGCCUGUGAUCCUACCACACAACUAUCCAACAUCAGGGAGAGCCAGCCAGUUAGUGGUAUCGAGACUCCAGCGAAAAUCAUGGCCAAGGGGUUCGAGCUGCCACAGGCAAUGCGCCAACCGCUUUGGCGUCAUAUGUUCCAUGUAAAGGCCGUUGAGAAAACGAACAAUUCUUCCGCUACGGCGGAUAGGAAGCAGAAUCUCACCGCAAAACUCGACAAUACUGUUUCCAUAGAAGAAGCAGCAAACCUUAUCACAGCAGCUUUAGUCAAGCGAGUGUCAAGGACGACUUCAGUCGCAGAAGAGAAGUUGGAUAUAAAUCGGCCAAUGCAUACUUACGGGGUUGACUCAUUGACAGCUGUUGAUUUGCGGAACUGGUUUGCAAGCACCAUCAGUAUUGACGUGGCCGUGUUCGAAAUUUUAGGGGAUGUCUCCUUCGCAGAUAUUGGCGGUCUUGUUGCGAGGAAGUACAAGGAGACGCCUCGAGAGGGUUAA
Talaromyces rugulosus is the source of this 7737-nucleotide messenger RNA. RefSeq lists its product as uncharacterized. The transcript is spliced from 14 exons. Bases 1 to 7737 code for a protein of 2578 amino acids. The record is from RefSeq and is a predicted model, not a curated record. Lineage: Eukaryota; Fungi; Ascomycota; Eurotiomycetes; Eurotiales; Trichocomaceae. Gene Ontology annotation, molecular function: phosphopantetheine binding; oxidoreductase activity; fatty acid synthase activity. Gene Ontology annotation, biological process: fatty acid biosynthetic process; secondary metabolite biosynthetic process.